GAGAGAAGGAGAGGAAGAAAAAUGGCGGUGAAGGUGUACGGGCCUGACUACGCGUCGCCGAAGCGAGUGCUGGUGUGCCUGAUCGAGAAGGGCGUCGAGUUCGAGACCGUCCCUAUUGAUCUCUUCAAGGGCGAGCACAAAGCCCCUGAAUUCCUGAAGCUCCAGCCCUUCGGAUCAGUUCCUGUGAUUCAAGAUGGCGACUAUACUCUCUUUGAAUCGCGGGCCAUCAUAAGGUAUUAUGCCGAGAAAUACAAGCACCAAGGGACCGACCUGCUGGGGAAGACGAUAGAGGAGAGGGGGCUCGUCGAGCAGUGGCUCGAAGUCGAGGCCCAGAGCUUCCACCCGCCAAUCUUCGACCUCGUCCUCAAAAUUGUCUUCGGCCCGUUUUUGGGACUCACCCCGGAUCCGAAGCUGUUCAAAGAGAGCGAGGACAAGCUCUGUGUGGUUCUGGACAUCUACGAGGAGAGGCUGUCGAAGAGCAAGUACCUGGCGGGGGAUUUUGUCAGCCUCGCCGACCUGAGCCACCUCCCGUUCACGCAGUACUUGGUGGGCAAAAUGGGGAAGGAGUAUCUGAUAAGGGACCGGAAGAAUGUGAGCGCAUGGUGGGAUGAUAUCUCGAGCAGGCCUUCCUGGAAGAAGGUCCUCGAGCUCUGGCCCGGUCUGUAUUAGGACUGUUUUAUUAGGUGCGCCGGGUGCACCCGAGUCUUCGGCCUAUGCGAAGGAGUUUUCGAUUUCCAUGGACUAGCGAGUCUCUCUGUGCCUAAUUAGUAUGUUUCUACUCGAUCCGAAUCAAGUGGGUUCGGGCGAUCUAAUGAGCUCUGUUGAGUCUGAUUUGUGAAGAUCACGUGUCAAGUUGGAUCAC
This is a messenger RNA of Syzygium oleosum, 862 nucleotides long. Its product is annotated as glutathione S-transferase F9-like. Gene Ontology annotation, molecular function: glutathione transferase activity; glutathione binding. NCBI's taxonomy places the organism in Eukaryota, Viridiplantae, Streptophyta, Magnoliopsida, Myrtales, Myrtaceae. Bases 22 to 669 code for a protein of 215 amino acids. Gene Ontology annotation, cellular component: cytoplasm. The record is from RefSeq and is a predicted model, not a curated record. The transcript has 3 exons.